GUUCGGUCAUUAUUCAAACCCUGGAUCUGGAUCAUUUGCUCAUCAACGAUUAUAUAGGGGACGCUAGGACUCUAGCCCGUCUUCAUCUCAAACCACUACCUUUCCAUCCUCCAUUUCAGCAUAAGGCUCCAUACGCCUUACAUACUUAUCUAUCAUUCAAAUAAGACAUGUCUUCUUCACUUAACCUCCUCCCCCAUCUCAUCAGCGGCCUAGCAAUCACGUCCCUCUCAGCCGCCGCAAUCACCUGCCCCGAAGAAGACAUCGUCGUCACCCAAUGUGUAGACCCCGAGGACUGUGUCUACCCGAACCCCAACAACUGCGACAGUUUCAUCGCCUGUAGGGUAAACUCCAACGGCAAGAACGGUACAUCCUCGGUGCUACCCUGUCCAUCUGGCUUGGAGUGGAACUACAACGAGAAGAUAUGUGACUGGCCCGUAAACUCGACCUGCAAGAAUAUCGUGCAGGAGACUCUUGAUACUGCGAAGGAGGUGUUGCCGCCGGCAAAUGGAGAGAAGGAGAAUGGGUUUGAUUGUGAGGGGGAGAAGAAGGGACAGAGUUGCGAGUCUGAGCUUGAGUGUAUUUAUGCGAAUCCGAACGAGAAGACGUCGUAUUUUCAGUGUACUAGUGGGACUGUGUAUGUUGUGAAGUGUGAGGAUGGGUUGUACAGUGAUGCGAUUAAGGCUUGUGAAUGAUUCUGGAAUUACAUUGGACACGAGAAAUAAGGAACUCUUAUUAAUGUCAAAAUGCUA
Messenger RNA from Aspergillus ruber CBS 135680, 749 nucleotides. Its product is annotated as carbohydrate-binding module family 14 protein. Gene Ontology annotation, cellular component: extracellular region. Bases 168 to 692 code for a protein of 174 amino acids. Lineage: Eukaryota; Fungi; Ascomycota; Eurotiomycetes; Eurotiales; Aspergillaceae. The transcript is spliced from 2 exons. The record is from RefSeq and is a predicted model, not a curated record. Gene Ontology annotation, molecular function: chitin binding.